Cercopithifilaria johnstoni is the source of this 383-nucleotide messenger RNA. Lineage: Eukaryota; Metazoa; Nematoda; Chromadorea; Rhabditida; Onchocercidae. The record is from the annotation of a GenBank genome assembly.
AGGUGUCUUCUACCACAAAUGAGUUUUAUGAUCGUUUGGGUAUUAAAGGUCUUGUAUCCGACCAAUUUGAUGCACGGAAACACAUUGCUGGGAGUAGGAGUAUGAAUACUUCAUCAUCGACAAGCUUAUUUGAACGUGCCGUUAACGAAAGUGCGUCGAAUUGUGUUGAAGAGCCAGUAUUCAGAGUUAGAAUUAGCGAAUUGGAGAGAUGGAAGCCUCGUAGCAGAAUAAAUAUUCCAACUCAGCCAAAGUUCACUGGAGCUAUAAGAAAACGAAGCAUACAAAGAAGCACUGUACCCAUAAAAAACACUGCGCGCUCGAUUCCCAAUACAAGACAGAUUGCUGGUCGAAUCAGACCAUCCGUCUUUAAUCGUUUGGGCUGA